GAAAGGUAGAAAAUGGAGAAGCAAAAUGCGAGAGAAAAAACAAAGGGGCCUAAUGAUUCAGGUAAAGGAGCCAUUGAAGGGCUUGCAAUUGAGCAUAGUCCUUACUUGAAUUAUAAGGACUUAGAAGAUUAUAAAAAUCAAGGCUAUGGUGCUCAAGGUCAUGAACAACCAAAGGAAGGUCGUGGAGCUGGAGCAACCGAGGCACCUACUCUUUCUGGUGCUGAUGUUUCACUUCAAGGACAAUUUAAUGUUGCUGAUGCUGCUCAUAGGAAAUCAGUUCCUUAAAAAAUUGUUUAUAGAUUGUUAUAUUUUCUAUGUUUGCAUUUAUAUUUAGCGUUGUGUUUUGGAUGUAUAAUAUAUUUUGGAUGUUUUCUUGAAUAUAUUUCUUACCCUUCUAAUUUUAGAGGGUAGAUUACUUUUUGAAACCUAUAGUUGAGAUAAAAUUCGGAGGAUUGAAUCAACAUGGCAGAUUAAAGAAACCAUAUAAUUGACACCAAUA
This is a messenger RNA of Vicia villosa (hairy vetch), 499 nucleotides long. RefSeq lists its product as uncharacterized. NCBI's taxonomy places the organism in Eukaryota, Viridiplantae, Streptophyta, Magnoliopsida, Fabales, Fabaceae. The transcript has a single exon. Bases 13 to 285 code for a protein of 90 amino acids. The record is from RefSeq and is a predicted model, not a curated record.